UUUCAAUCUAACCGGCGCUAAUAAUCAAACGAACCGCAUUCGCAUUAGGACGCCAAAAUUCACGACCUAAAACCCCUACGAUUCUUGGCUUUUUGGGACGUCGUGGGUUUCGUAUCCCUGAUCCACGCCCCCUUGAUCAGGGGUUUUGAUGGAUCGGAAUCUAACGAACCAAUUACCUUCGUCCCCAUCCUCGGGCGACCAUCUGAUCGCAGCAAAAAAUCUCACUAGCAGACGCCUGACUAUCGCACGAUGAUGUCUUCAGACAGUCCCCAGACAAGGCUUGUAGAUGGCGCCCACAGGUUAAGCUGGAUCUCGGGGUUACAGAGCCGUGGCAUGCCGGGUAACCCCGUGUUUGACGAUACAGUCCUGAGAUGUAGGAUUCGAUAUCUGUUUUGACUUAUCAUGUCGUUUCUCCCAAGGGAAUUGUAUUCUAGAUUUUCCUUUCCCUCACUUGCUCUUCUUUGCCUCUUCACUCACUUGACAGGUUCUUGGCGUUCUUUUCUCUGCAUUCGUGGCUGGCCACUUUCUUCGGAUUUUUUAUUCAAAUAUUACUUAAUAAUCAUUUGCACCGGCAUCACGACAAUCAGCAAAAAUGUAUGCGAUACGGUCUUCUCUUCUCGCCACCCUGUUCUGGGCUUUGUGUGUUUUCCAAGUCACCGCGGUCGCUGCAGAGAAUGCGGACUCCAAGACGGGAAUGCUCUUGGCCCUGCGCCAGAAUACCGCGGCCGUGAGUUGCCCGGAGUAUUCUAUGGUCGCCAAUUACUCCACCAUCGGCUCAAAUUCGACGUACCGUGCCGCAUUCCAACAAUCUUCUCCCCUCGGCACAUUCCAGUCUAAUGCGAUUAUGGACGGAGCAACUGCCAAGCUACCCCAAUUCAUCAACAACAAGGCGAUUAACGAUGCGUGUGGAAAUUUGACUCAAAUCGCUAUCACAGAGGCGGCGAAUAACUUCACCAGGGGCAUUGUCGCGAACUUCAACAUCAACGCUGGUAUCAAGAACUCAGGAGAAUUGGGUAUGGUGGUCACGAUGGUUUUGGCGACUGUUGGUGUCCUCUCGUUUCUAUGAGGGACCGAGGGAGAGGAUAAGAUCAAAGUCCAGUGUGGGGAGGAGGGAUUGCUAGUAUGGCGAAGUUAGCCUUAGCUUCUAUUAGGCUUGUAUAAAUACCACCUAGCAGGCUGGCAAUUUUCAAGCUCUACUGUUAGCUAGCAAGUGAAUGCCUAGGUCUAAUGAUUAUUCGCCAAGAAUUGACGAUGUGAGCAAAAUGAAAACAGGAUGUCUACGUCAAUAAUGUCACCGUGAAUGAUGUUGAUUGCC
Messenger RNA from Hypoxylon trugodes, 1315 nucleotides. RefSeq lists its product as uncharacterized. The record is from RefSeq and is a predicted model, not a curated record. Lineage: Eukaryota; Fungi; Ascomycota; Sordariomycetes; Xylariales; Hypoxylaceae. The coding region runs from base 593 to 1066 and encodes 157 amino acids. The transcript has a single exon.